Messenger RNA from Penaeus monodon (black tiger shrimp), 1610 nucleotides. RefSeq names its product polypeptide N-acetylgalactosaminyltransferase 1-like. NCBI's taxonomy places the organism in Eukaryota, Metazoa, Arthropoda, Malacostraca, Decapoda, Penaeidae. The record is from RefSeq and is a predicted model, not a curated record. Gene Ontology annotation, cellular component: Golgi apparatus.
GCUCGUCGACGACUUCUCCGAUAGAGCUGAGCUCGGCGAGAAGCUGGACCUGUACCUGAAGUACCGGCUGCCCCCGCUGGUGCGGCUGGUGCGGCUGCAGGAGCGCCACGGGCUGAUCGAUGGAACCCUUACUCCAGAGAAUCAAGGAGAGCCGUUCUGCUGUGGUUGUCCCCAUCAUAGAUGUGAUCGAUGACAAGACACUCGAAUAUUACAAUGGCAAUGGGCGUUACUUCCAGGUGGGAGGAUUUACGUGGAGUGGCCAUUUCACCUGGAUUGAAAUCAGUGACGCAGAGCAGAAGAGACGAGGCAGUCCAGUUGGUGCAACCAGAUCCCCCACCAUGGCAGGUGGAUUAUUUGCCAUCGAGAGAAAUUAUUUCUGGGAAGUUGGCAGCUACGACAACGGAAUGGAUGUCUGGGGAGGAGAGAAUCUGGAAAUGUCCUUCAGGGUCUGGAUGUGCGGGGGCACCUUGGAGACGAUCCCCUGUUCCCGCGUCGGCCACAUUUUCCGCUCCUUCCACCCCUACACGUUCCCCGGAAACAAGGACACUCACGGACUCAAUACCGCGAGGCUGGCUGAGACCUGGAUGGACGACUACAAGAGACUGUUUUACUUGUAUAGGCCAGAGUUACAGAAUGCAGACUGGGGUGAUAUCAGUGAGAGGAAAGACUUGAGGAACCGUCUUCAGUGCAAGAGUUUCAAGUGGUACCUCGAAAACAUUUACCCAGAGAAGUAUAUCCUCGAUGAAGAUGUUCUAGCCUUUGGUCGUGUGCGAAACUUUGCCUCGAAUCUGUGCCUUGACAUGCUAGAAAGGGAAGACAUCGACAGCCAGCCCUUCGAUCUGGGGCUGUACUCGUGCGACCACGCGCCUCUCAGGAAUGAGUUUAUUAGCAUGUCCAAAAAUGGGGAGCUUCGUAGAGAGGACGUGUGCGCCGAGGUACCUGUAUUCUCCUCACAAGUUGUGGAGAAGGUCAGAAUGGUGCGUUGUCAUGGCCAGCGCGGGAAUCAGGAGUGGGUGUUAGCAAAGACUGGGCACAUCAUACACAAAGCCACAAACAAAUGCUUGGAUAGAGGAGACAAGCAGGCCAUGGAUGAUGUGUUCGUGACGACCUGUACAAACACAAGGACGCAGCAGUGGUGGUUUGAUCAUUACCUGCCUGUCAGUUCAUACUAUCCUUGAGAUGUGACAGGACUAACACUUUAUUUACAAAAUGUUUUGGGAAAUUCAUGAAUCAGGGAUAUAGUAUGAUUUUCAGCAGUGGAGAGGCAGAACUCUAAAUUAUGUUUCAUAAAGGCUCAAACUUCUACAUUAGUGAAAAUGAUACCAUACCCUGGAAAUCAAAAUUAAAUGAUAGAUUUUUUAAUCUCUUGUUGUAUAGAUAAUAAUAAUUAUUAUGAAACACCUCUAAACCAGUCAAGAGUGUAUGUGUCAAGAAUGCAAGUAAUAUCUGUGAUUUCUGAGUUCUUUUCCACACAAGUUAUAUGAAGGUCCUCAUAGUACGUAAUCAUAGGGUGGAUUUUGUCUUAAGCUGGCCAGUUUUAUAUGAAUAAGAUGAGGACUUGGAGGUUGAGACAGAAAUAGUCAUAACAUACUGAUAUUCAGUCGGUAGUG